AUGUUCUUGAAGUCUGUUGAUACAUCUGGCCUUAGAAAAGAUGCUGAAACAUUGUUUAAUAUCUUUGAUGAGGUUGUUCAAGAAAUUGGAGUUGAGAAUCUUGUGCAGUUUAUAACGGACAAUGAUGCAAGUUAUAAAGCUGCAGGAAAAAAGUUACAGCAGAAGUAUGGCUCUUUCUACUGGUCCCCUUGUGCAGCUCAUUGCAUAGACUUGAUAUUAGAGAAUUUUUGUGAUCUAAGAUAUUUUCCCCUUAUUGAUGAUACUAUAAAAAAGGCAAAAAAGAUAACAAAGUUCAUCUAUAACCAUGGUUGGGUUUUGGCACUGAUGAGACAAGAGUUCACCAAAGGUCAUGAUUUGUGUCGUCCUGCAGUUACAAGGUUUGCGACAAAUUUUUUAAGUAUCCAAUGCUUGCUCUUGUUUAAGAAAGAACUGAGACAAAUGUUUACUUGUGAUAAAUGGAUUGCAUCAAGUCAUUCUAAAAGCAUCAUAGGGAAAGAGACAGCUGGGAUUGUUUUAGAAGAUAAGGAGUUUUGGGCUCAACGUCAAUUUAUUGUUAAAAUUAGUGAGCCUUUGGUUCGUGUUCUACGACUUGUUGACGGGGAUGAGAAGCCUGCAAUGGGAUACUUGUAUGAUGCAAUGGAAAGAGCCAAAGAGAACAUAAAAGCAAGAUGUAAUAACAAAGUUAGUAUAUUCAGUCCAUUCACCAGGAUCAUUGAUUCUAGAUGGGAUAAGCAGCUUCACAGUCCAUUACAUGCGGCAGGUUGUCUUCUUAACCCUGGAAUUUUCUAUAGCCCCAGCUUUAAAAAAAAAAUGAUGUUGUAA
This is a messenger RNA of Carya illinoinensis, 822 nucleotides long. RefSeq lists its product as uncharacterized. The coding region runs from base 1 to 822 and encodes 273 amino acids. NCBI's taxonomy places the organism in Eukaryota, Viridiplantae, Streptophyta, Magnoliopsida, Fagales, Juglandaceae. The transcript has a single exon. The record is from RefSeq and is a predicted model, not a curated record.